AAUAUAUUAGAAUUAUUUUAAACCAUUUUUAUCUUGGUAACUUAUAUUUUAUUAUUUUUUCAUUUAUUUAAUCCUUAAGGAUGUAUAUUUUAUAUAAAUGUUUUUAUUAUACAUAAAUAAUAUCAAAUUUAAGAGCUCAAAGUUUAUAUUCUUUCUUUCAAAUUUAAUACUAAUACAAUGUUUUUUAAGUUAUAAUGUAGAAUCUUUGUGUAACAAUAACAUUUUACAAUCUUCCUUUAAAUUUACCUAUAUUAACACAUCACCAGAUACUUUAUUUCAACCACACACAUCUUACAUGAAAUAUGAUAAUAUAAGACAGGAUAAACGAAGGUCCAACCAAGUUGGAUCUUUGUCAGAUUACGCAGUGAAUAAAAAGAAGGGGCUGGGCCCAAAAUCAACAUCGCGUUGGGGCCGUAGACUGGAUAAGGAAGCUGGACACAAUUUCGGAAAUAUCUCAGGAAAUGAGGACAUUGGCGGUUGUAACCCAGACUACAAGUUCCCAGAAUCAUUUUUUGACGAGCAGGAUGAUGGAUACUUCUGGCCUCCAAAAAGUGUUAUCAAGAAAACUGGGAAAUUAUACUGGAACCUGAGAGAAAAACAGGGUGAUCCUUAUUCCUCGUAUAAAAGACUGCUAGGAGAGUGGACUCUUGAUGAAGGAGAUAUAACGGUGAUUUUUGAUAGAAUACAGUCUGAUCCAUUUGCUCCUCCAUCCAAUGUCAGAGUCAGAAUACCUCAAGAUACAGCAAGGUUCCCCUACGACUUAAUGAUCCCCAAAAUAAGGAACAUAGCUUCAUGUGACUACAUUGCUAGGAGCAUCAGUGAAGAAUUGACCGCAAUGAGUAGGGAAUGGGAGUCAAGAUCCCUAAAAAAACGAGGAUUUCAUAUUUCAAAGCCCACUCAAUACGUACUAGAGAGGAAAUCAGUGAUUCUCAAUAAAGAGUUUGUUGAACUUCGGUUAUAUGCACAUAUGCCAUCAAACGGUCGUAGAAUUGAUGGCAAAUACGCUGCUAAGCUUUUCACUGACAUACUCCCAAAAAUUUGUAAAGCUUACUUAAAUUUCGAGUCCUACGAUAAGGAGCAAUUUUACAAACACGUAAAGUGCGUUGAAGACCAGCAACAUUUGAGAAAUUCACUGGAGGACUUGGGACUAGUGGCAUUUGUUGCUAACGGAGCAAUGUUACCCAGAGAAAGCGGAACCAGUGAUAAACCUCUGAAAUCUCCAGACCUCAAGUUGUUCAAAUCUCCAGCAAACCUCGAAGUGACAAUCAAAACUCCUAACAAAGGGGACGUAACUGGCAUGGGUAUUAAGGCUGGAGUCACAGUGAUAGUUGGAGGAGGAUAUCACGGGAAGACAACUCUUCUAGAGUCUCUACAAUUGGGGAUUUACAAUAAGGUGCCAGGUGAUGGGAGGGAGUUUGUCGUAACAUCACCAAAUUGUGUAAAAAUAAGGGCUGAGGACGGCAGGAGUGUUAGAAAACUUGACAUCUCGACAUUCAUUGGUAAUUUGCCAAAUGGGAAGAGUGGGACUGAAUUCACCACUGACGACGCCUCAGGUUCAACGUCUCAAGCUGCCUCAAUAGUCGAGUCAAUUGAGAUGGGAGCAGACCUCCUACUUAUUGAUGAAGAUAUCUCAGCCUCAAACUUUAUGUACAGAGAUAAACUCAUGGACCUCCUUGUGUCAAAGGAUAAGGAACCCAUUACCCCCUUUCUCUCACUUGUUAGACCAUUUUAUGAUAAAAUGAACGUUUCCACUAUCCUCGUAUCGGGUUCUUGUGGCCUUUUUACCACUCAAGCUGACCUAGUACUACAAAUGGACGAGUACAGUUGUCUAGAUAAAACUCUCGAGGCUAAGUCUUUAUUUGAAGAAGCAGUUGAUACACUUCCAAAGGUUGAUUUGACCAAGUUGAAGCUGUUUAGUGGGCUGAUCAAUUCUCGGUUAAUUUCGAAAAGCACCUUUAAAAGAGUAAAGAAUAAGAUUAAACAACAUGGAAUUCAUAAGAUAAAGUAUGGAACGGAGGAAAUCGACUUAAGUCUUGUUGAGCAGUUGGUUGAGGUUGGCCAAACCUGUACUAUAACAAACAUUAUUACUUACUUGGAAGACCUUUACCACACUCCACAGCACCAAAACAAGACCCUACGUGAGUUAUUGGAAUCUUUGUACCUCGAGUGGAACAAGAAUAAAGAUGCUGGAUUCAAUGGUCUGGACCAAGUUAAUGGAUUUAAACACUUUCCAUCUGGUGAUUGCACAAUGCCUCGCAUAUUUGAAGUUGCCGCUGCAAUUAACCGUCUUCGGUCUUUGUUUGUACCAGAAUUUGUUGAAAGUAACUAUAAACCUCAAGAGAAAUUUAAAUAUACUGAUUAAUUUA
This is a messenger RNA of Theileria parva strain Muguga, 2366 nucleotides long. RefSeq names its product putative ATPase of the ABC class family protein. The coding region runs from base 98 to 2362 and encodes 754 amino acids. The record is from RefSeq and is a predicted model, not a curated record. The transcript has 13 exons. NCBI's taxonomy places the organism in Eukaryota, Apicomplexa, Aconoidasida, Piroplasmida, Theileriidae.